Molecule: messenger RNA, 1162 nt
Organism: Sitophilus oryzae (rice weevil)
Lineage: Eukaryota; Metazoa; Arthropoda; Insecta; Coleoptera; Curculionidae
Exons: 7
Coding region: 270-1157 (295 amino acids)
Source: RefSeq, a predicted model, not a curated record
CUGUACUUCCCUCCUCAGUCGUCACGCGAGGUUUUCAUUAAAAGAAAGGCGGCCGUGACUGCGGCCCUACCGGCGUAUACGAUUCUCGGUUGUUUUUAUUGUAAACACGAACGCGGCAAAUUUAAAUCGAAGAAAAACAUAGAUUCUUUUGAUUGUGUUUUUAUAGAUGGUUAUUCGCGAAAUAUACUGUGCUCAAAAAUGAAUUUAUUCAAGGCUGAUCGUAGUUUGGUAUAACAUAUUACUAAUGAUUAUCAAGAAAAAAUAUUAGAAUGGAAAUUGUUAAUACAUUUGGAAAUUUUCUUUCAAGAUGGGUUUGGAUGUUUUCUCUUGGUUUUGGAAUAGUAGGUAUACUAGGGCUAGGAGAUGUAUCAGUCCUUGUACCAAGAGCAGUACGAACCUACGAUACAGUAACUUUAAGAUGUGACUACGACUUAGAAGGAGAUCUGCUCUACUCGAUAAAAUGGUACAAAGGACCUAACGAAUUUUUCAGAUACAUUCCCAAAGAAACGCCCAGUAUGAUGGUCUUUUCGAUACCUGGUAUAAAUGUUGAUUUAAGCAAGAGCAAUGCAAAUGAACUAAUACUCAGAGAUGUUCAACCCAAAAUUAGUGGUCGGUACAAAUGCGAAGUCACAUCAGAUGCUCCCAAUUUUUAUACUAAGAUGGCGGCUGGUAUGAUGUACGUGAUAGAUGUUCCUCAUGAGAAUCCCAUCCUGCACAUACAGAAAGAAGUAGCAGAUUCAGCUGUUUUAGUAACAGCUAAUUGUAGCGCACCCCCGUCAUUUCCACCAAUGAAUAUAACUUGGUACAUAAAUGGAUUAAAGGUUGACGAAAAUGGUCGAAAAGUAAUUCCUUUGGAAAAUAAUUCUAUUGUAAAAUCAUCUUCCCACUAUGAACAUCGCCAAUAUAUGACAGUGUCUUAUCUAUCGAAGGAAUUAAACGAAAAUGUUUUUCAGGGCGGUGUGAUAAAAGUACAGUGUGUGAGCUGGUUGUUUCAUCUCUACCGAAGUGAGGACGUGAGAUAUAUCGACGAUGACAGACCAAAGCCGUGGCCGUCAUCUGUCAUUGGAGUUACACAAACUUCUGGAGGUUCGAUGAAUAGCUAUUACAACAACAUACUCAUGGUGAUGCUCUACUUUGGAUACUUCAUUGUAAGAUGACUGAA